UCUCAAAUUGAAGGGCAGCAUGGCCUAGUGGAUAGAGCACUCAUUGUACCUGGAGUCAGGUAGAUCUGAGUUCAUAUCUUUCCUUAGACAUUUGUUGUAUGACCCUUGACAAUUCCCUGAACCUCUCUGUGUCUUAGUUUUCUCUGAAAAAUGAAUGAAGGGUGGGGAGGGAAGGAUCAGAUUCUGUCAUCUAAGAUCCUUUCUAGCUCUAAAUCUGUGACUCUGUGAAAUCCAGCCAUGGUCUUUCUUAGAUCGAGCCUCGGCUCACCGGUUGCCUGCUAGAUGUCUUCUCCAGGAUGUCCUAUAGUCAUCUCAAACUCAGCGCAUCCAGAACAUGAUUUUCUCCUUAGACCUGUCCCUUCUCCUAACUUCCCUAUUUCUGCCCUUUAGAGGCCAUGAGUGAGCUGAAGGACUGCCCACUGCAGUUCCAUGACUUCAAGUCAGUGGACCACCUGAAGGUAUGUCCCCGAUAUACAGCAGUGCUGGCCCGCUCAGAAGAUGAUGGCAUCGGCAUUGAGGAGCUUGAUACCCUGCAGCUGGAGCUGGAGAACCUGCUUUCCUCAGCCAGCCGACGUCUUCGGGUGCUGGAGGCUGAGACCCAGAUCCUGACUGACUGGCAGGAUAAGAAAGGUGACCGGCGAUUCCUGAAGCUGGGCCGGGACCAUGAACUGGGAGCCCCUGCAAAACAUGGCAAGCCCAAAAAACAGAAGCUGGAAGGAAAGGCAGGUCAUGGGCCCGGUCCUGGCCCUGGCCGGCCCAAGUCAAAGAACCUCCAGCCCAAGAUCCAGGAAUAUGAGUUCACAGAUGACCCCAUUGAUGUGCCAAGGAUUCCCAAGAAUGAUGCUCCUAACAGGUUCUGGGCUUCCGUGGAGCCAUACUGUGCUGACAUCACCAGUGAGGAAGUACGAACGCUGGAAGAGCUGCUGAAGCCCCCAGAAGAUGAGGCUGAGCAUUACAAGAUCCCACCCCUAGGGAAGCAUUAUUCCCAGCGCUGGGCCCAGGAGGAUUUACUGGAAGAACAGAAGGAUGGAGCUCGGGCAGCAGCUGUAGCUGACAAGAAGAAAGGCAUUAUGGGACCACUGACUGAACUGGACACUAAAGAUGUGGACGCAUUGCUUAAGAAAUCAGAGGCCCAGCAUGAGCAGCCUGAAGAUGGGUGUCCUUUUGGCCCCCUGACUCAACGACUCUUACAGGCUUUGGUGGAGGAAAACAUCAUCUCUCCUAUGGAAGAUUCCCCUAUCCCGGAUGUAUCUGGCAAGGAAUCCGGAGCUGAUGGUGCCAGUACUUCCCCUAGAAAUCAGAACAAGCCAUUCAGUGUUCCCCAUACCAAGUCUCUGGAGGGACGAAUAAAGGAGGAGCUGAUAGCCCAGGGCCUGCUGGAGUCUGAGGACAGGCCUGCUGAGGACUCCGAGGACGAGGUCCUUGCUGAGCUGCGGAAGCGGCAGGCUGAAUUGAAGGCACUCAGCGCCCACAACCGAACCAAGAAGCACGAUCUUCUGAGGUUGGCCAAAGAAGAAGUAAAUCGUCAGGAGCUGAGGCAGCGGGUACGCAUGGCAGACAAUGAGGUCAUGGAUGCCUUCCGGAAGAUUAUGGCUGCCCGGCAAAAGAAGAGGACUCCCACCAAGAAGGAAAAAGACCAGGCCUGGAAGACACUGAAGGAGCGGGAGAGCAUCCUUAAACUUCUGGAUGGAUAGCCAGGCUGGGCCUCUCGGCUCCUGCCCUGCCUUUCUGUUCUUCUCUUUCUCCCAAACCUUAAUGCUUAGAAGAAUGGGAAGACCCUGGUCCCUUCCUCUGGCAGAAUGGGUGGGAGCUGCUGGCUCUUUGCUGCCUCUCUUCACUGGACGUUUUAGACAGUGUGCAGCCAAGGAGCAGGAGGGGUCAGCGGACCAGAGCUGGCCCCAGGCUGUGCUUGGCUUCUGGUGAGAGAUCGGGGUCUUGGGAUAGGACUCCCUUCUACCCUGGGCCUGGCUCUUGUCCCUUCUUCCCUCUCUUUUCUUCCAAGGACUUUUGACCUGUUUUUCUGAGGUGUGAACUUUAGAGUAAACACCCUACUCUGGUUUUUAAGAACAUAACGCAAGUCCCAGUGUCAUCUCUUGGAGUGGAGAGAAGGAGGCAGAAUGGGAGGGAAGGGCUGAGAUGGGAGUCAUCUGUCACUCUGAGACUGAAAGGGGAAAUAAAAGGACAGCACGAAGA
Molecule: messenger RNA, 2193 nt
Organism: Phascolarctos cinereus (koala)
Lineage: Eukaryota; Metazoa; Chordata; Mammalia; Diprotodontia; Phascolarctidae
Source: RefSeq, a predicted model, not a curated record